This is a messenger RNA of Ornithodoros turicata, 1038 nucleotides long. RefSeq names its product receptor-type tyrosine-protein phosphatase gamma-like. Bases 46 to 1002 code for a protein of 318 amino acids. The record is from RefSeq and is a predicted model, not a curated record. Gene Ontology annotation, cellular component: plasma membrane. Lineage: Eukaryota; Metazoa; Arthropoda; Arachnida; Ixodida; Argasidae. The transcript has 8 exons. Gene Ontology annotation, molecular function: carbonate dehydratase activity; zinc ion binding. Gene Ontology annotation, biological process: one-carbon metabolic process.
UGUCGACAGAGCUACUGUUCCUAGUGGUGGAAGAAGAAGAAGAAGAUGCUGUGCCGAAUACUCUUCAUCUACUUGCAAUGCAACGCUGUCUGGGCGUCAGUGCGAGAACGUUGGCAUUACUACAUCCCACAAUGCUACGUACCAGGACCACAGCCAAUCAUUCCACGUGAAUGGGGCCAAGAGUGGAGCUCCUGCAACGGGCCCGUCCAGUCUCCGGUUCUGUUGCUGCCCCACAAAUCGGUGGGAAUCAGCGUGCCAGAGUUGCACUUCCGGUUGUUCUCCUCUCCGAUUGCAAAUCCAGUCGUCAUCAACACGGGAAGGACAGUCCGCUUGAAAUCCAGCAUGCCCAAGCCAUUAGUGACAGGCAGCAUCCUAACGGAGGAGUACAUCUUCGAACAGGCUGAGUUUCACUGGGGCAAAGAUGACCACGCAGGCAGCGAACAUAUCAUCGACGGUAUGAGCUAUGCCAUGGAGGCGGAGCUGCUCUUUCGAAUCCGGAAUCCUUCUGCUCGCGUUGACUGUAAAAUCUGUCCGCCGGCUUACGUUGGAUUUUCUACGCAUUUCAAGACGUCCCGUCGCCGCAACCCGCACCUGGACCCCCUCAUUGGAGCCCUGAGUUCUGUGCCGUACGCUCACGACGCGUAUCAGUUGGUGAUGCCCCUCAGAUUGAACGCCUUCAUUCCAAACGACACUUCGGAAUACUACCUGUACGAAGGGUCACGCACCGUACCACCGUGCUCCGAGAACGUGCUAUGGUUCGUCUUCAGGAAACCCAUCAGCAUUAGUAAAGAACAGAUGAAACCGUUCCGACGGCUUUAUGCUUUCGAAAAAGACAUCGAAUGUAACCAGCACCUUGUGUCCAAUAUGCGACCUCUUCAAGAAAUUGGCAAGUCGCGAGUUCUCUACAGAACUUUCACCAAUUCUGCCUCUCGGCCUUUGUCCUUCUGUAUCUAUUGCGUUACCCUGGGCCUCUCUCUCGUUACAACUCUUAGUACAAUUUAGGAUACAAUUCAAGAACAAUAAAAUUUGUGAAAUGCA